ACACACACACAGUUCAAUGAGUAAUGGUGUGUGUGUGUUCAGGUCUGGAUGUGGACGGGAUCUACAGAGUGAGCGGAAACCUGGCUGUGAUCCAGAGGCUACGACAUAAAGCUGAUCAUGAGGAUCAGCUGGACCUGGAGGACGGUCAAUGGGAGGAGAUCCACGUCAUCACCGGAGCUCUAAAGCUCUUCCUGAGGGAACUUCCUGAACCACUGUUUCCCUUCAGCUGCUUCGACAAGUUCAUCGCUGCCAUCCAGGUCCAGGACUACAGUCUGAGGGUCUCCUACAUGAAGGACCUGGUCCGCUCUCUGCCUCUUCCCAACCACGACACCAUGGAGCUGCUGUUCAAACACCUGCGCAGGGUGGUGGACCAUAAGGAGUCCAACAGGAUGUCGGUGCAGAGCGUCUCCAUUGUGUUCGGCCCCACGUUGCUGCGCCCGCAGACCGAGUCCUCCAACAUGACGGUGCACAUGGUGUUCCAGAGCCAGAUCGUGGAGCUCAUGCUCAACGAGUUCCAGACCGUCUUCUCCCAGAGCUAACACCUGCGGGACAUCCUGGACCUGAACCCAGAAUCAGAACCAGGUCCACUGUGCCUUAAACUACCGCAGCGGAACCAGCUGGGACCGGGGUUUAAACCUUUCACAGAACAGAGUCCUCAUCCUUCUGGAACCAUUUCACUACACUUUUAUUACAAUACCUGAGUCAGAAGUUGGGCUCAGAUCCUCUACGAUACCUCCUCAGGUUCCUUUAACCCCAGGUUCUGUUCACCAGCUUCAGAGGACCGUCACUGAGGGUCCAGACGGGUCUUACUGAUGCAGCUCAUUUUUAAACUUUUCUGCUCUUCAGGGUCCAGAUUCUUCUAAAGCCUGUUUUUAAUUAUGUGCACAUUACCUGCGUGAGGUGUUGAGUACAUAAGGUUCUCAUCUCCUGCCUUAAGUGACACUGUUCUGUCAGAGGAACCACGCAGAACCCUGGACCGGUUCUAUAAGACCUUCAGGGGACAGACCAAAACCAGCACAGUACCGUCCACAGUAAUAAAACCACAUAUCACCUAGAGAAGGAGAUCCUCCUCACAGGGGGGACCCACCCAGAACCGCAGACUCGAAUAAUAACAUCAGGACCUCCAGGACAUUCAGGACAUCUUUACCAGAACUCAUCUCCAAGGAAAAAGCUCUUCAGAGUCAAAGAAGUUGGUUCUGAGCCCUGGUCCUGAGCCCUGGUUCAUGGUCCUGAUCCCUGGUUCUGAGCCCUGGUCCCUGGUUUUGAGCCCUGUUUCUGAGCCCUGGUCCCUGGUUCUGAUCCCUGGUCCUGAGCCCUUGUCCCUGGUUCUGAGCCCUGGUCCUGAGCCCUGGUCCCUGUUUCUGAGCCCUUUACCCUGGUUCUGAUCCCUGGUCCUGGUCCCUGGUCCUGAGCCCUGGUCCCUGGUUCUGAGCCCUGGUCCUGAGCCCUGGUCCUGGUCCCUGGUUCUGAGCCCUGGUUCUCAUCCCUGGUCCUGGUCCCUGGUCCUGGUCCUGAGCCCUUGUCCCUGGUCUUGGUCCCUGGUUCUGAGCCCUGGUCCUGAGCCCUGGUCCUGGUCCCAGGUUCUGAUCCCCGGUCCCUGGUUCUGAUCCCUGGUCCUGGUCCCUGGUCCUGGUUCUGUACCCUGGUCCUGGUACUGGAUGGUUUCAGAGGAUAUCUUAAUGAAACUCAUCAGCUGUCCUCGAGGUGUUGGAGAAGAGCUCAGACCCUUCAGAACAAACCUAGAACCGGACCUGUAGUGGGGUACCUCUCUUCUGUCCUCUUUUAUAUUCUUUAAUGAGUAGCGUCUGAAGUGAUGCAUUCACUGACCCUGGGAAACACAGGUUAGCUCAGAAAAGUAUUUUGUAUUACUUGUAAAAAUGAACAACAGCUUGGUAUUAAACAGGGAACUGAGAGGUGGGUUCAAAGACCGAAGCGCUGUCGGGGUUUUCCAGCUUCAGGUUCACGAGUCUUUCUAGUAUUGCCUUGGUGUGUUUUACGGAUAGAACAAGU
Notothenia coriiceps (black rockcod) is the source of this 2010-nucleotide messenger RNA. RefSeq names its product rho GTPase-activating protein 15-like. The record is from RefSeq and is a predicted model, not a curated record. NCBI's taxonomy places the organism in Eukaryota, Metazoa, Chordata, Actinopteri, Perciformes, Nototheniidae. Gene Ontology annotation, biological process: regulation of GTPase activity; signal transduction. The transcript is spliced from 4 exons. Gene Ontology annotation, cellular component: cytoplasm. The coding region runs from base 24 to 539 and encodes 171 amino acids.